Octopus sinensis (East Asian common octopus) is the source of this 876-nucleotide messenger RNA. Its product is annotated as ventral anterior homeobox 2-like. The transcript is spliced from 3 exons. Gene Ontology annotation, molecular function: DNA binding; DNA-binding transcription factor activity, RNA polymerase II-specific. The record is from RefSeq and is a predicted model, not a curated record. The coding region runs from base 16 to 447 and encodes 143 amino acids. NCBI's taxonomy places the organism in Eukaryota, Metazoa, Mollusca, Cephalopoda, Octopoda, Octopodidae. Gene Ontology annotation, biological process: regulation of DNA-templated transcription; neuron differentiation; central nervous system development.
GGUCAAACGUUUUAUAUGCAGGGUGACCAACAAGUAGGUUUACAGUCAUUACACGCCAAUGGUGUAAUACGAGAACUCGUCUUCCCUAAAGCACUCGACCUGGACCGGCCUAAAAGAUCUCGAACUACUUUUUCUAAAGAACAGCUGUAUUUCCUGGAAGAAGAGUUCCAACGAAAACAAUAUAUGGUUGGCAAAGAGAGAUCUCAACUUGCAAAACGUCUUUGUCUGACAGAAACACAAGUGAAAGUAUGGUUUCAGAACCGAAGAACCAAAUCUAAGCGUGACAAAUGCCGAGAAACUAUGGAUAUGGCGAAAGAUUUGUUUCCUGCCGAUAAUUUAUUAAAAUAUUUACAACCGUCAAGUCAACCGCCAUGUAACUGCUAUGGUUUGCUAUCUUAUCAGCAAUACACGCCGUUUUAUUCCAUCUCAGGCAUGACUCAGCUUUAAAUCAGGUCAAACAUUAAGUACGAUAUAAUAUCGUUUGGUGAUGGUGACAGCAGAGUUGCAAAUAUUUGUGAGGAAACGGGAUUUUAUCGGUUUCAUAACAGAUACAGCGUGAGAGUCUCUAUGUGGUUACCGAUCUUGUUAGGAAUGACAGUCAAAUCUCCCUCAAAUCACAUCUUCCUCACUUAGAAAAAAACACACAUUUGAUUGAUAAUGUAAUCCUGGAUUUCCUUCACAUAGGAAAAAAAGACAGAUAAGACGAGAUGGUCACGGUUGAAAUACAUUUGAUCGCAGGUCCUCUCAAUCGGGAUUGACCUGGGUCUAAACGAUAACUUGACUGUAUAAAAUUUUUAGUGGUUUUAUGAAAUGGUUCAACCAUUUCAAAAUAUCGAAAUAGCUCAUUUAUAAUGAAAUAAAGUUUACAUAAAUAAA